AUGCAGAGAAGUGACGGCCAGGCCUUGACAGGACAAAUUCUUGAAAAUGGAUCGGCUUUUCAUGCUCUCCAAAUUGCUGUACAGGAUGAGCUAUCUCGGGCGCGUGUUGCAGAAGAAAGAGAUCUUGUGCGCAAGAGGACGGCAGAAGAGCAUAGGUUGGACGAUGAAGAGAAGGAGGCCAAUCAAGAAGAAAGGCGAGCAGCGGCGGAGGCUUCCAGGGUGGCGAAAAAGGUGCAUGAGGAUGACCAAAAACGGGCGCGUCGAGUGGAAAUAGGGGCAAAGAAAUCGGGCGCUCAAGCUAAACGAGUACAGCGGAACCGACAACAGGUGGCCAAGGCCAUAUGUGACUGUCAGAAUCACACGGAUUUUGAUGGGAUUUGGGAUCAACUGGCUAGGGGUGGGGAAUGA
Molecule: messenger RNA, 408 nt
Organism: Puccinia triticina
Lineage: Eukaryota; Fungi; Basidiomycota; Pucciniomycetes; Pucciniales; Pucciniaceae
Exons: 1
Coding region: 1-408 (135 amino acids)
Source: RefSeq, a predicted model, not a curated record